Penicillium oxalicum is the source of this 417-nucleotide messenger RNA. RefSeq lists its product as uncharacterized. The coding region runs from base 1 to 417 and encodes 138 amino acids. Lineage: Eukaryota; Fungi; Ascomycota; Eurotiomycetes; Eurotiales; Aspergillaceae. The record is from RefSeq and is a predicted model, not a curated record. The transcript has 2 exons.
AUGCCGCUCUUCCAUCGUGAUUCUACUGCCAGCUCCUCCUCGGGACGGGGCUAUGAGGAACCUCACGAGACAAGAUCGCACUCUGGUUUAUUUUCAAGUCGAUCUUCUCACUCGACUCGCACAUCAGUUUCCUCGGGCUCGGCCUCCUCGACAAAUCACUCCCGCCGCCACAGCCUUCUUCACAGGUCGCACGAGGACCCUUCCAUCAUGGCUGCGCGAGAGCAGGUUCUUCGAGCGGAGCAUGCUGAGCGCGAGGCUGACAAAGCACUGCUUGCAUCAAGGAAAGCAGUCAAGGAGGCCAGGGAUCAUGUCAAGCACCUCGAGCGUGAAGCAGCGGAAGAAGCCCGCUUGGCUCGGAUCAAGCAGGAUCAAGCCAAAUCCAUCUCCAAAAGGGCCAAGCCUCUCGGUCGUAAGUGA